Molecule: messenger RNA, 1217 nt
Organism: Halichondria panicea
Lineage: Eukaryota; Metazoa; Porifera; Demospongiae; Suberitida; Halichondriidae
Product: polyadenylate-binding protein 2-like
Exons: 6
Coding region: 58-909 (283 amino acids)
Cellular component (GO): nucleus
Molecular function (GO): poly(A) binding
Source: RefSeq, a predicted model, not a curated record
AUUAUCACAUGUAGAAUAGCUAUUUAACGCCCCCCAAGCAAAGAGAAGAUAAUUAUCAUGGCAGACCAUUUACUAGAUGAUCCCGACUCUAAGGACGGUGUGGAGACUCCUGAAGACCCCCUGUCCGGUGAUCUAAACGACCUAGAGGAUGACACUUCUUUGUUAGACGCUGGGCUAACGGAUCUUGAUGGGAAUGGCGACCAUGAUGACCUGUUAGCACCCACCCCUACUGACGACUCUGAGCACCUCCUGGACAAUGCUGCAGAUGAUGAUCCGGAGAUAGAGGCCAUCAAGGCAAGGGUGAAGGAAAUGGAGGAAGAGGCAGAGAAGCUCAAGGAAAUGCAGGGAGAGGUCGACAAGCAACUCAUGUCCACUAAAACAGGUGACGGAAUUAGAAAAGGUCGACCCCAUCGAUUAAUAUCACUUAUCCAAUAUGCAGCUUCAUUUCCUACACCCGAGGAGAAAGCUGAGGCUGAUGCACGAUCUGUACACAUUGGAAACGUUGACUACCAGUCUACUGCGGAGGAGCUGGGACAACACUUCCAGAGCUGCGGCCCCAUCAACAGAGUUACUAUUCUGUGUGACAAGUUUACUGGACAUCCUAAAGGGUUUGCGUACGUUGAGUUUGUGGAAAAAUCGUCAAUCUCAAAAGCUGUUGAGUUGGAUGAAUCGUUAUUCAAAGGAAGACAGAUAAAGGUAGCUGCUAAGAGGACGAACAAGCCUGGCCUCACCACUACAAACAGGGGGCGUGGUCGAGGAGGAAGGGGGCGUGGCUUCAGGGGAGGCGGCUACGGUUACGGAGGGGGAUACAUGAUGAUGCCUGUACCAGCCAUGCCAAUGUACCGAGGCAGAGGGAGAGGAGGAUUUAGGGGGGGCCGUGCUAAGUCCAACUGGUACGCACCUUAUUAGGGAGUGUUAUUACUCUGUAUAUUCAUUGUAGUAAGUUUGUAUAUUGAAUUUUGAGAAAAGAAAAGAGAAAAAAAAAAGACGAAAGAAAAAAAGAAAAAAAAACACGAGAAAAAAGACAAUGUGAACUGUUAGGCCCUAGCAAUUCUUGUAUUGUACUUUGCUGUUAUAUAUCUCUCCAACACACACACACACACACACAACCAGCUGCCCAGUGAACAAUCUGCUGGACAAUUUUUGGCCUUUCCUUUCUUUUUGUGUGUAUGCAUUUGAACAAUUUAUUCUCAAAGAAACAUUUUGCCAGCUACAAA